This is a messenger RNA of Chaetomium globosum CBS 148.51, 921 nucleotides long. RefSeq lists its product as uncharacterized. Lineage: Eukaryota; Fungi; Ascomycota; Sordariomycetes; Sordariales; Chaetomiaceae. The transcript is spliced from 5 exons. The record is from RefSeq and is a predicted model, not a curated record. Bases 1 to 921 code for a protein of 306 amino acids.
AUGGGGGACAGCAAACCGCUUGAAAUGACGUCUCGGGGGAGAAGCCAAAAGGUGCGCGAAUUGGACACGGACUACCAGCCAGUAAACUGGAAGCGGGUGUUCCUGGCGCCCAAAUACCUCGCAUGUUGGAUUAUCACGAUCAUCGCCAUUGUUUUGACCAUCCUUCUCACCGUCUACCAUGACCAAGUCGUUGAGCUCUCCUCUGCGGCGUGGUAUACGGGUUAUGGAUCGGGUUCGGAGUCGUGGCCGCGGGGACAUUCUUUGGCGAGCUAUCUCGUCCGCCGCAAAGCCGAAAAGCUCGAACGGACGAACCUCAACUACGGCGCCCUCGCCCGCUUGACGCGUGACGGCAGUUUCUGGAUCGUCCUCCUCAUCCGCUUCUCCGCCAUCCCCUCCCACUUCAGCACGGCCGUCUUCGCCACCUGCGGCGUCAACUUCUGGGCCUUCGCCAUCGCCACGCUGCUCACCCUGCCCAAGCAGAUCUUCCUCGUCUACCUGGGCGUGCUGCUCGUGCAGGACCACGCCGACAACUCGGCCAAGAACAUCGUCUUCGCCGUCGCCUUUGUCGCCACCCUCGCCAUGGCCGUGUACAUCUGGUGGAAGAUGCGCAAGAUCAAACGCGUGCUGCUGGAGGAGCAGGCUGCGAGGCGGAAGGCGAGGGUUGUUGGUGGGGAUGUGGUGGGUGAUGAGGGAGAGGGGAGGGAGUGGUUGAUGGAAGGAAGGGUGGUGGCGUCGCCGCAGGGGGCGAGGGAGUAUGAGGUUGUGGCGCAGGAGGAGGCGGAUAUUGGGAUGGUGGGGGCGGGGAGGGAUGGGACGCCGGAACAGCAAGGGCCGUAUUAUCGUACUGAGUUCCAGUAUCAUGGCGCCGGUGGGAGGGGGGAUGUUGGGAGGGAGCCUGUCAGAGAGCAGGCGUGGGUAUGA